CCUCCAGCUGUUCCCAACGGAUCAUAAAGCAAACAGCAGCUGAUUGAAAAUGAGCUCGUCCAACUUGCAAUCCACCGUUUCCGGUAGCGACAUGGAAUCCGAGUCAGGGACCGGGUCGCUGAUGCUCGUCCCGGAGCAGGAACGCAGUCUGGCCCAACGGACGUUGCUGUAUGUGUACAACCGGUCCGGAAUCGUUACCGCCCGUCAGUUGGCCUUUUGGGAGGUCUUUCGCGAACGCAAUCCGGAUGUGGAACUUUCGGCACGCGAUCUUCGGGCCAUGUUCUACGGGGAGGUCCUGUACGAGCCGGAACACUUUGAAGAUUUGGACUUCUCGGUGGAGCAGUAUCUGAAUCCCCGGUUCAAUCAGAUUCAGCUGGAAGCACUGGAGUUCGGGGAUCUCGCCGAGGGGGAAGAUUUCUUACUGAACGUGCCGCGGAAUGCCACCGAAGGUGGCAUGACCUUCGAACAACUGGCCAACUACAUUUCCACUCCGUUGGAGGCAGCGCGGAACGUUCAGCUGGCUCCGUUGAAUGUUCAGAUGGUUGCUGCACCUCGGCCACCAUCGCCACCGAAAUCGUCCGGUAAGGACGAUGAGCUUGGAGAACAAUUCAGUCGUUUGCUAUGCGAACUUUUGUACUCGGACGAGGAAGCUAUUGAGAAGCCGGUUCUGGAACUGCAGGAAAUUCGUGAACGCAUACUGGCUCUCACCACAGCCGGAAUCAAGCUGGAAGAUCUUUUGGAACCGGACAUGGAUUGCUAUAAGCUCCUGAAGCCUCCGAAGGAUACAUCGGUGAUGGAUAGUCCCGCAACAGAUCAGAUGGUUCCGGUUGCAUUCGGUUCGAGCAGCAAGCUAUCGGCCCAGAAGAGGUGGAAAUCGUGGGACGACUCGGGAUUGGGACUUACGCCCAGUAAGCGGCGGCGUUUGAUGACUCCUUCACUCAUAAUCGCCAAAAGUACAGGAACUCAGCGAUGAGUAAAAUUUGUCUCAUGGUUUCCUGUGGAAAACCUGAAAAAUCUGCCGGAAAUUGAGGAAAGUGACGAAAAUUUUAUUCAGUCUCGGAGUAGUACCAAUAGACUGAGUGAAUCCAAUCUUUACUUUUCUCAAAUUCGGGAUUUUUUCCCUGGAAAAUCCUGGAAAAACCUGGGAAAACAUGAGGCAAAUUUACUCAUCGCUGAGUUCCUGCACUUUUGGCGAUUAUGAGUGAACUAAACUCAAAUUUGAGUCGUUC
Molecule: messenger RNA, 1229 nt
Organism: Ochlerotatus camptorhynchus
Lineage: Eukaryota; Metazoa; Arthropoda; Insecta; Diptera; Culicidae
Exons: 3
Coding region: 50-973 (307 amino acids)
Source: RefSeq, a predicted model, not a curated record